ACAUACUACACAACAUAAAACGGAACGAUAAUGACCCAAAACAAUUCAAUAAAUAUGAUAUAGAUCUGUAAUGACCGAAUUUAUUAUUGGGACGUGAGCUAAUUCGCAUCGCUCUCUUCUGAUCAACAACAAAUCUGUCCACCAUGAUUUCGCCCGGGAAGCUCAAGUCGGUCGACUUUUACAGGAAGAUCCCAAGAGAUUUAACUGAGGCAUCACUAUCCGGUGCGGGAUUAUCCAUAAUUGCAGCUCUUUCCAUGGUAUUUUUAUUUGGAAUGGAACUGAAUAACUAUUUAACCAUCAGCACCUCUACUUCUGUCAUUGUUGACAAGAGUACCGAUGGAGAUUACUUACGUAUUGAUUUUGAUAUAAGCUUUCCUACACUGUCGUGUGAAUUUGCAUCAGUUGACGUGAGUGAUAUACUAGGAACAAACAGGUUGAAUAUAACAAAAACAAUACGUAAAUUCUCCAUAGAUGCAGAUUUAAAACCUACUGGUGCUGAGUUUCACUCAGAACCAAUGUCAAAUUUCAUUAAGCAUGGGGAUGAAGUUGAUGAAGAAGCUGGUGAAGGUUCUGUUGCUCUAACAGCAAAUAACUUUGAUAAAUUUUCUCACCAAUAUCCAGUUUUAAUUGUCAACUUUUUUGCUCCUUGGUGCUACUGGAGUAAUCGCCUGAAACCUUCUUGGGAGAAGGCAGCCAGGACAAUACGAGAAAAAUAUGACCCAGAGUUGGAUGGACGUAUAAUUAUGGGAAGGGUUGAUUGUACUCUAGAAGGUGAACUGUGUAAGAGGCAUCAUAUCCAAGGGUAUCCAUCCAUUCGCAUAUUCCGAAAAGGAAGUGAUUUGAGGCUUGAUCAUGGACAUCAUGACCAUGAAUCUUAUUAUGGAGAUCGAGAUGCAGACAGCUUGGUUAAGAUGAUGGAAGGUUUGGUUGCACCUAUUGAACUGGAGUCUCAGAAACAGCUUCCAGGAGGUAGCAAUACAACAGAAAAUGCAAAAAGACCAGCACCAAAGGCUGGUGGAUGUAGAAUUGAAGGAUAUGUACGCGUGAAAAAGGUUCCUGGGAAUCUUAUCAUUUCAGCUCGUUCAGGAUCUCACUCUUUUGAUGCUUCUCAAAUGAAUAUGUCACAUAUUGUAUCACACCUUUCAUUUGGUAAGAAGAUUACACCUAAAGUCAUGAGUGACGUGAAGCGAUUGAUACCUUAUCUUGGAGGAAGCCAUGAUAGAUUGAAUGGCCGGAAAUUCAUUAAUCAACGAGAUAUAGGUGCAAAUGUUACAAUAGAGCAUUAUCUUCAGGUCGUUAAAACAGAAGUCAUAACAAGAGGUUCCCAUAAAUUAGUUGAGGAGUAUGAAUACACGGCCCACAGCAGUGUUGCUCAAAGUGUAUACAUACCUACUGCAAAAUUCCAUUUCGAGCUCUCACCGAUGCAGGUUUUGAUAACAGAAAAUCCGAAGUCCUUUUCACAUUUUAUCACCAAUGUGUGUGCCAUUAUUGGAGGUGUCUUCACGGUUAGUACUUCAUAUCUGUUGUUUCCUCCCUUUAUUCUUAGGAAUGCCUCUAAAUAUUCUCGUCUUUGGGUUUCAGGUAGCUGGAAUAUUGGAUUCAAUUCUGCACAACACUUUUAGAAUUAUUAAAAAAGUUGAAUUAGGGAAAAACUUUUGAGAGGCAAGUAAAGUUUCUUGAGUGUUAUCUUCCAGUACCAAGUUUAGUGCGAAAGUUUUGUUAGAUGGUGGGGGCAAGGUAUUUUAUUCAUUGUCACAACAGUUCUAUUUUACAUUCUGCAUUUAACAUGCAAUGACAAUUAUUGUGUUAUAUUGCAUGAAAAUCAUUAAAUUUGGUAGAUUAUUUUACAAUCUACAUUAAACAUGCAAUGACAAUUAGUUUGUGUUA
Messenger RNA from Cannabis sativa, 1887 nucleotides. Its product is annotated as protein disulfide-isomerase 5-4. Gene Ontology annotation, cellular component: endoplasmic reticulum; COPII-coated ER to Golgi transport vesicle. The transcript is spliced from 14 exons. NCBI's taxonomy places the organism in Eukaryota, Viridiplantae, Streptophyta, Magnoliopsida, Rosales, Cannabaceae. The record is from RefSeq and is a predicted model, not a curated record. The coding region runs from base 144 to 1622 and encodes 492 amino acids.